AUGUCUCUUUCUAGCUCUCGCCCAGCCACUAGCGCAGCAGUUCCUGCGCCCGACCACCCGCCCGACGAGGUUCCGAACGUUGCUGCUGCCUUGGACCAGUCCGCCACAAGGUGCGUUCCUUCGCCACCCUCGGCCGACGGUCCAUCAGGCAUGCCCGCCAUCUGCCCGUCUGCUCCAACCUCGACGGCUCGUGACACCUCGGAGCCAUCCGACUCCACGACCGCUACCUUGCAGCACGCCCUGAAGUCGGACACGGACAUGGCACCGUCCGCUAUUCGCUCCUCAACUGUGGAGGAUUCGCCAUCCUCGUCCAUCGAUCAUCACCACGUUUCAACAACCUCGACACUAUGUGCGUCUUGCCAGGAGCGACCAGCAUUGACCUCGCAGUCCACCGCAGCUGAAGUUCGAGCACCGAACCAACACCUACCGAACUUGCGAGACGCUGCUACAAUAACGGAAGCGUCUGAGGACGAAUUGCGUGGUUCGCCGAUGGCAGAGCAGCCUGCACAUGCCGCGCCUGUCGCAAAGGCAGGCAUCCUACACGCUGACCUACGCAGCAGCCCUCGUGUGCCGCCAAACCAAGGUGCUUCAACGGGCACAGGCGCGGUGUCAGACCCUCCGGCAGAGCCCACGCCUGCGGUUUUCCACGACAUCCCUCUUCCGGAGUUCUUAACGGGGGACGCGAACCAGCAGCGGUGCACCUUGAGUGCAGGCAUGCUCUUCGACACGGCGCACCUCUGCCAGCCGCGCCCACUCGCGCCACCCGGUGCGCUACCGAAAGGCCCAAUCAAGUCGUCGUGGGACCCGCCUGGGCACGACCCCAGCGUACUUUCUCCCAGUUCUCCGCCCACUGCGCUUCUCUCAGAGCCGCCCGCCAGAGACCCAAUGGUUCCCGAUAGUCCUUUACCGUUGACGACGUAG
Molecule: messenger RNA, 921 nt
Organism: Rhipicephalus sanguineus (brown dog tick)
Lineage: Eukaryota; Metazoa; Arthropoda; Arachnida; Ixodida; Ixodidae
Exons: 2
Coding region: 1-921 (306 amino acids)
Source: RefSeq, a predicted model, not a curated record